Parnassius apollo (apollo) is the source of this 1038-nucleotide messenger RNA. Lineage: Eukaryota; Metazoa; Arthropoda; Insecta; Lepidoptera; Papilionidae. The record is from the annotation of a GenBank genome assembly.
AUGGAGGAAAAUAAGAAUUCGAAGAAAAAAAACAGAAAAUAUAAUGAGAUAAUGUUAAAAUCAGCCAUUGAAAGUGUUUUACAGUCAAAAUUAACUUUGUACAUGGCAUCAAAGGAAUUCAACGUGCCGUGGAGUACAUUAAAGGCCAAUGUUGAACGAGUUAAAGAAGAACGCAAACAGGGAAUAACACAGAUUAGGAUGCUCAAAGUAGAAGCUAUUGCACCUUCAAUAUUAUCAGAUCAACCUGUUCCUACAUCACAGUUCUCUAUGGAAGAAAUAAUUAUCGGUCAAGACUACGAUGUUGAUAUUCCUCAAGCCGAAAUAAUAAAAACUAAUUAUGAUCCCCUUAGUGAAGGAGCAAUCAACGAGAAAGACUCUAGCAAACCUUCAAUCCCAAGCAUUAGUUCUAUUGCCGAGGCACAAAUUGAAAAUAGUGCUCCUUCUGAGACUUUGCAAAUGGAAUGCGAGUUAGAACAAGUUCCGAACUCAAUGUAUAAUAUAAAUACUGUAACAAAUAAUAUAACCAUUGACGAUAUACCGAGACCUAUUCUUCAAAAUAAAAAUAAAAUUGAGAUACACGACAUAUUAAUAUUACCAAAAUGGAAACCUAAUAUAAAAACACGACAAAAGAGAAAUGUUCCCAAAGCUCAGUGCUUAACACCGGUCGCCACAACAUCAUCUACAAACGUAUCUUUAAGACAUGUCCGCCGAACAACUUUUAAAAAAGAAGAUCAAAAAGUGAAAGAUCGGCGAACACCACAACCAAACUUAAGAAAACAAGUAAAAGAAAACGUCAAACAAACUUCUCAACUAUUAAAUAGAUUAAAAUCUUCAAUCUCGGAUGAUGAAUGGGUUUGCCGAUCUUGCAAUGGGCUGUACUCACAAGAUGUAAAGUUACAAAAUGGAGCCGACUGGAUUACAUGUUCUUUCUGUACUAAUCCUUAUCAUAUCCAUUGCCAAAGUCAAAUUAUAGGUGAUAACCAAGAAGUUUUUAUGUGUGAUAGUUGCAGCAUUGAUGAAUCUAGUGGUGAAGAGUAA